This is a messenger RNA of Pseudophryne corroboree (corroboree frog), 1184 nucleotides long. It is a transcript of the gene SH2D6, whose product is annotated as SH2 domain containing 6. Lineage: Eukaryota; Metazoa; Chordata; Amphibia; Anura; Myobatrachidae. Gene Ontology annotation, cellular component: cytoplasm. Gene Ontology annotation, biological process: intracellular signal transduction; cell surface receptor protein tyrosine kinase signaling pathway. The coding region runs from base 64 to 942 and encodes 292 amino acids. The record is from RefSeq and is a predicted model, not a curated record. The transcript is spliced from 14 exons.
UCUACAUCAGGGGUUCCCAACCACGGCCCUCAAGGCACUCCAAACAGUCCAGGUCUUAAGGAUAUGUAUGGAAGCAACAGAAGACAGUCCUGCCUGCCUCCAGACCCUCCAUGCCAAUAUGAGAAUCAUGAUCCAGAGGAUGAUGAAGAGGAUGACGACUUGUACGAGCCACCCCCCUGUGAUCUGCAGAGUCGGAGCACCCCAUAUGUCUGGACACCCCAGGACAAUCAUAGUUUCUAUUUAGGUCGACCGACAAGUGGACCUAUUAUACAGAAACCUCCCAUAGCGGGCAGGGCUGAGCAGAGUCACAGGCAGCAGAGACCACCUGAGUUACCUAUAAGUCGUGAUUUCCUUUCAGCUCCAAAGCAUCCCAGAACAAUACCAUCCAGCAAGCCUGCAUUGCCUCUCCCACUUCCUGACCGCAGGGUGUCCCUUCCUUGCACUGCCAUACGUUCUCCCCCAAUAUGUUCCAGCAAGUUCCCACGAGGCAUGGAUGAUCUGUAUUUAACGUUGCUGGAUACGCAGGCCAGAUCAGACAAUGAUACUGCUUCAGGCAGCAGAGGUAAUUCCAGCAGCCAGUCAGUGGAUAUGGAAUUGAUGGGCAAAUCUUGGUAUGGAGGAGAGAUGGAACGCAAGGAAGCAGAGAGAACACUGAGCAAAAUUAAUAAGGACGGAUGCUUUUUGGUGCGUGUGAGCAUAGCACACAGUAAUCAGCAGCCAUAUACCCUGGUUGUGCUCUACAAUGGCCAUAUUUUCAACAUUCCCAUACGAGCAGUGGGCAACCGUGGAUUUUCGUUGGGGAAGGAGGGCAAGCGGAAUGAGGAGGUGUUCCCUAGUGUUGUCCAACUCAUUGAGCAUUUCCAGCGCGAACAGUUGUACCUGGUGAAUCGCCAAACAUUGGAAAGAGAGUCCACCGCCCUGCUGUAUCCGGCUCUAAUGUGACAUGUAACCCUUGUUAUACACAUUCUGUGUUCUGUCUCCAUCAUCAUAGUAGGACUCAUAACCAAAUGAUAUCAUAUCAAGCACUCAUUAAUACACUGUGGCAGUACCUAAUUCUUCCAACAGCAGUGAUAGUGGCUAAAGUGACGCUAGUCCAUCAUUUAUAGGGCUAGCUUUGUAGACUGCAGUUCUUCUUUAGCCCACAUGAGGGCAUGACUAUCUCACACUCAGGGGGAGAUGUACUA